CUCCCCUCACUACACCCUAUUGCGAAACUACCUAUGCCCAUGAAAUUGAGCUAAGGCUUUUGAAUAAUUCAUCAAAACAUACCAAUGGGGUAAAUCUAAAGUAUAUGAUGUUACAGGUAUACCUCGAUUUAACAUACUCACGAUUUAACAUACCCUCGAUUUAACAUAUUUCGAUUUAACGUAAUUUUUACCUCGAUUUAACAUACAUGCAAAAAAAAUUUAAUGUCAAUGUUAUACUAUGUUCACACUACAGAGUUAAAACAUGUUAUAAUAAUUAGCAACAAGGAAAAUGUCAUCAAGAUAGCGUUAAACACGUUUUAACUCGUAGUGUGAACGUAGUAUUACUAAAACGAAAUGUUAAAAAUCAAUAUCAAUUUUAUCCUAUGAUCCACUUCCAAUGCUUAAAGAUAAUUCAUUUUCGUUUUUUCGCUAGAUUAUGUUUAAGAUUCUGAGAUACAAAAACAUUCUUAUUUUGAUACCGCACAGCAAAAUGAAUACACGAAUUUAUGGUUCGAGUUAUUUCCUGAUAAUAGUUUUAUGGGUUUUUAUGUGUAAGUUAAAAAUAGAUAACUGGAAAGUUAUGGUUGAUGGAAGGUAUAGGGCGAGAUAUUGGCGGACGGUGAGUUCCACUAAUAGGCAUUGGGGCUGUAGCAGUUAUUACGAAACUGUUGGAAAUUUGUAAUGAAGUCAUGACAGUUCCUCGAUGUUAACGCACCCAACUAGAGCUCGAAAGAACGCAAGCUCGAUUCUUGCUAAAGAUAAUAUCUUUUCUCAGGCUGUAUUGAACAGGUGAAUUUCUCAGUGCAUGUGGACAUUUUUCAAAAAAAAAACUUCAUUAUGGAUCGAUUCCUCUUGCAAAAAAAUGCAAUAGACGAUAAUGAUGGAAGAUACAAGUAUGUACGGGGAACGUGCCAUUUGAGCCAAUAUAUUCUGAUUCCUGAAGAAGCACACAAAAGCAAUGUUAGUCCGACACUGAUUGUGAUUAUAUUAUUCAUAUAUUACUGCGUAUUCUGUAUAUCUGGAUAUAUUACUCUUAACAACUGCAACGGGUAGAGAAUGGUCGUUAGUAGAGAUUGGGAUUCGAAUAAGCUGUACUGGCAUUUGCGUACGAUUUAAGAUGAUCGAGGACUCUGGAUACUUGGCCCCAGGAGUACCAUCAUAAUAAAUGUUCACGUUUAAAUAGAAAUGUAGGAUAUAGAUCCAAUAAAUAAUAAGCUAAUAAAAUAUGUAAAAAAGAGAUAGAUCCAAAAAAAUGAAAAGAUUUUCGUCUUUGUCGCCUGUUACAACGUGGGAGCAGGAAACCAGUGGAUCAAUUCUUGCCUUUAGACAUCACAUGCUACGCGGAUAUUUUGUAGAUCGAUAAUAGUGACAUCAACAUUCCAGUGAAUUCCACCUCCUCGUCGUACAUAAGGAUUAAACAUUUUUUAAAAAAUAUUUUUGUAUUGUAAUUAAGUUGUCAUAUUCAUUCUGAUGAGUUCGACUUUUAAAUUGAGGUAUUGUAUCUAUCGUGCACAAAAUGAUUUAAUCCAACUUUUCCUUAAGGAGAACUAUAGCGCUACAAUGGCUCGAUUUGGUUGUUUUUCUGCAAGUAAAACUCUUGUGCUUACAAAACUUCGUGACUAGUCGUUUGCUCGUGAACUCAGGUAUUGUUCUCUUUUUGAAUUCUGCGAUUAUCUGACGGACAGGUUGGUCUACCAAGAUAAAGAUGAGACAAAAUAGAAACACAAAUUUUCAUGUACACAAUGGGUAAUCCAAAUUUGUUGACUAUUCUUAUAAGUUAUCCUGAAUUCUGAGAAAAUUUUGCGACGAAAUUUAUGAAAUGAAUAUCUGUUAGAAUUGGCGAAUACUUGGCAAGGUCAAGAUAAAUAUGUUGUUUAUGUUCAGAAGAACAAUCUAAUUGUUUAAUUGUGAAGAUGUGGUUUCUAUGUCACUGUUAGGUGGAUACAAUCAGUAAUAUCCUCGUAAAUAUUUCGUGUGAUGAAAAAAAAAAGAAUUCUAUUCGAAAACAAAUAUUUCGAUUUUACAUAAAAUUCGAUUUAACGUACAUGAUUGAAUCGGAAAAUGUAUGUUAAAUCGAGGUAUACCUAUAUUUUGAUAUGCUAUAUGAAAUAUCAUUGGUAAACCCGCAGUGUUGGCAAAAAAUGAUUUUUGGCAAUUAAUUCGAUCUAUCAAACUUUGAACAGCUAUAACUUGUUGUAGAGACACUCUAGCACCAUGCACCCUUCGGCAAAGUUAUUCAGCAUAUCCUGGACUACACUUCUAUUUAAUUGUUGGUAUACUGCAGGAAGAAUUGCAGUCAGUAAAAUUGAAAAUGCAAAAAAGUAGGUUUUUCCAUACUAAUUUCCAUACAAAUUUCAAACGCAAUGCGCUACGCCGGGUCAAAUCCAAUCGACCCCAAAUUUUGCACAGUUGUUUGGGACACCAAAUAGAACCAAAAAAGUACUAUGCUCGGUUGAUUUGGUUAUGAUUACAUUUUUCCAUAUGACAAUGCUCCCACCCUAAUAUAUAUCCUAAAUACUAUAAAUUCAUUCAUGCUAUUUUUGUUCAAAUACAUCUUUAAUAAUUUAAGGGGGGAAGGGGAGGAGUUGCUUCUCUAAUCUUCCAGUCAUCACAUCGCAUGCUUUGGUAUUCUUAGUAUGUAUAACAAACAUGAAGAUGUGACACAAAGCGCCAAGAGCGCACUAAAAUCCUGUCAAUCCUAUUUUUCAUUGGAUUGUCUGCUCUAAAUAUAUCACCAAGGGACCAUUCAUAAAUGGUCGGUGUUAAGUCAGACCGUACUAAGUCGCAAAACAUCAAAAAAUGUGAUAAUGAUAGCACUGGACACAGAAUUUCGUGAGCUACAUUCGACUUUUGCCAGAUUUGAAAUAUGUAACAAUAAACAAGAAUUAUGGCAAAAAUAAUUUUCCAAUCAUAAUGUAAAGGAUGCUGCGAUUCAAACUUUAAACUCGUUUUUCUCGAAAUCAAUAUUUUGUCACCUAGUCCGGUCUGACUUAACACCGACCAAAUGAUGUUGGAUAUUGACAAUAGGGGAAGAGCGUCACGUAACGAGAUAAAAACUAAAAAUGAAUUUUAGACGUAUCAGCGGAUCAGAGAUAAAAAAAACGUACAACAUUGUUUAUGAAUGACCCCCAAACAAAGAAUAUUCCAUAACGAAUAUCACUUAACAUCGGUGACAGAGCAUUGGGAUCAAGGCCAAGUCUCCCCUGGGUCGUGCAAAACUGAGAAGCAACAUCAAUUUAGGCACAGAUAGCAGACGUCCAUUUAUUUUCAUUUUGUUUUGUUUUGUCUUUUCAUUUGUUUCUCCUGCUACGAUGUGUGCGGGAGAGCGGGACGGCCAAGGAAACGGAAAGCCAGUGGCCCAAACAGAUCAGGAACAGGAGGGAGGACUGCGAACAGGGAAACCGGCAACAGAGGAGAAAUCGUUUAUUUAUUUAUUAUAGCUACGAUACUAAUCAUAAUUGUUUUGCUUUUCUUGUUUCGUUUCAGCAAACCAAAAUCUAUACGGACUAGCACAUACGAACAGUUAGGCUUUGUAGGUUCUCAUCUUGAGAAAUGACAAUGACACUGUACGAGAUGGCGCUGGGCCUGUGGCCUUCGAUUGGCAUGGUCCAUUCUCAUUGAUUCGGAAGUCUUCUUGGCUGGUUGGUAGAUAUGUGCUCCUACUUGCAAGUUGAUCAAUUCGCUUGGGUGGGGGACAUGUGGAUCCCUCUAGUUGUCGACUCUUUUGAUCGUGAGUAUGAGGCUAGUUCAGGAAAGGAGUGCAGGACUGGCACCUAAGAGAUAGUUAAUUUUUCAGGACUUGUUCUUAUGAUUACUAAACUCGACCAAGCACACCGGCUCUCAGAAAUGAUAAGCAACCCUUUCGGGUCGGUGUGGUCUAUUCGAGUCGAACCAGGCGGACAUUCGGUUCGAGCAAACUUUAUGGUUAAUAGUGGAUAAAUAUUUAUUACGCCUUUAUUGGCAGAGAUUUUUUUUGCGAAAUCCUAAAAUACCUUCACUGGUAUAGCUACUCAGGAUAAUAAUAAUAGAAAAAUUAAGGGUUUGCCUGGUCCAUAAUGUAAUGAAUAUGUAUAUUGACUAGAACAGGGAUAAUCGAGUUAUGUUAUACGAUAGAGAAGAAACAGCACAGUUGAAGGAAAAGUAUUCGCGAGUAAGGACUAAUACUGCUAGUAUGUUUACCGUUUCAAUUAAUAGUCGAUUGAUCUGCUUCGGACCUAGGAGACAAAAAGGAGAUUAGGAAGAGACAAGCGGAUUCAAUGCGAAAUUUGCCAAUAUGACGUUGACCGCAAGGCGAUGGUAGGAUGAUUUUCCAUAGGAUGACAGACUAGAUGACACGACGUUACACGCUCUGAACUUGCGCCAAAUAGUUUGUAUGUAUGUAUGAAAUUCGCGGACAUCACGGCUGACUGCGAUCUCUAAUUUACUUAACAGUCGAUUGAUCCGCUUCUGACAUAGGGGACCCAUGAGGAGAUCAGGAAGAAAAUAGAAGCGGAAUCAAUGCGAAGUUUUAAUUGCAUCACUGACGACUUAGCACGCGUUGUUAGGAGCAGGAUACAUUGGACCAGACAAAAUAGAGAACUUGACGUUACACACUUCGAGACAAACAGGCGCAAAAUUUAGUCCUUCUCCCGUGGACCGGUGUUUAAUUGGCGGACAGUCGCUAAUCCUUCCGAUUUUGCAAAUUUUGUCUCGCGGGACGGACCGAGAUCCCUCAAGCUAUAAGCUGCAGUCCUAUCAGCCCGUUGAAAAAAAAUGCAUCUUUAAUAAUUUAAGCUUUUUUCUUUUUUUACUUAGCCGUUUUGAUCUUCUCACUAAAAUCUUGUCCGCAUUUUCUGGUUUAUUAGUGUGAGAUGAAUCUUCGAACCAUUUAAAAUCUUCCAAUUCAACAGAAUCCAAACGCUUCCUUUUUCUAGUUGGUACAAUAAGGCAACGUAAGGCUUUUUAGAGCUUUUUAACCUCCCCCCCCCCCCCCCAGAAAAAAGUUCGUAAGAUUUUGGUGAACUCCCCCUCCCCCUGCAUACGAUCUUAUCAUGAUUAUCGUAAUUAAAAAAUCGAAUUGUUAAUUCAUCAAAUAAUAAGAUAGCGAAAACGAUAUGUAUAAAAUUAUUACAAGAAAACUCAUGACAAAAUUUAACUGUAAUCAUCUACAGAAUUUUAAUUGAAUGUCAAUCUCGCCCAGUAGAAAGUAUAACUGUUGUCAGAUAUUCAGUAACUCCAAUUUGGUCCACAUGAUCUGCUUUGUUAUAUUCCACUUCCUUUGAAUCUAUUUUCUUGUGAUGUAGAAUUUAAAAGAGUUUAUAACCUCUUCUGGCAUGAAUUUAUUCUGAGUUCCAGCUUUGGUGAGGCUUAUCGUACGCAUAGCUCCGAGUUAACCAUCUUCGAAUUUUCUUGAAUUAAAAUACAGUUCACACUCUGGGAAUAUUCGACACUCAAGAUCUUUGACAAUCGCAUGUUGGAACAUUUUCCAGAUACCUUGCGGGUUUUAAUCGAACGUUUGAAAAGAACAAAGUCGGUCUAACAACACGAAGGGUAUCAACACUUAUUAACUUGUAAGGCAUAUCGUGACUCCAGUUCCCGAACAGAACAACGUACAACCAAGAGCCAAAAAAUUACUCAUAUUGUUUGAUAUACAAGGAUUAUAUGGUACAAAUGAAAAUAGUUCCCUUUUCUUAUAAAAAUGAGUAUUUUCCUCAUGGAUUUAAUUUUUUAAACUUUAUGAUACAGGCCAUAUUCGAUUAUACGUAGUCUCGAUUAUCCGUAGACUCGAUUAUCUGUAGAAAAUGAUUCUAUUAUCCGUAGUACGACAAUCCGAACAAAUUGUUUCGAUUAUCGGCGCAUUAUUUUUUCUCAAGCUACAUUACACAUUUAUAAUUUAUUAUUUACUACCAACUACAGUUUCUGAAAGAAUUAGUAUUAUCUAAAAAAAAGGAAAGCUUCGUAGAAAUACAGAAAUUUUAAUUAUUUAACAUAUAAUUUUGAAUUCGAUGCGAUGACUUACCUAUUUUUGUACACCAAUCAAUUACAAUUGAUACUAGCUACAGUUUCUGGAAGACCAAAAUUUUAUGUUCUCAAAAAAUAUUCACAAAAAUACGUGGAAAUACAGAAAUAUCGCAUUUUCGCAAAGCAAACUUUUUUUUAUCCCAAUAUAUAAAUACAAAAAUCGUUGGAAAAGGAUAUCAGCUACAAUUCCUUAAAGCACAAAAUUUUAAACUCUCAUAAAAAUUAGAAUAAUUAGGGAAAAUAAAGAAAUUUCAUAUAAUCAAAAAAUUCAAUUCAGUGCAGUGUCCUAUAAAAUUUUAUGCGCCUAAUAGCUACAAACUAUAAUUUCCUGUAGAUGCCAGCUAUAAUUACAAGAACAAAGUUUUAAAAUCUGUGAUUUUUAGAAUGAAUAUAUGGGGGGGGGAGGGGAGGAGUUGCUUCUCUAAUCUUCCGGUCAUCACAUCACAUGCUUUGGUAUUCUUAGUAUGUAUAACAAACAUGAAAAUGUGACACAAGGCGCCAAGAGCGCACUAAAAUCCUGUCAAUCCUAUUUUUCAUUGGCUUGUCUGCUCUAAAUAUAUCACCAGGGGACCAUUCAUAAAUGUUAUCGAAUAUUGACAAUAGGGGAAGAGCGUCACGUAACGAGAUAAAAACUAAAAAUGAAUUUUAGACGUAUCAGCGGAUCAGGGAUAAAAAAAGAACAUUAUUUAUGAAUGGCCCCCAAACAAAGAAUAUUCCAUAACUAAUAUCACGUAACAUCGGUGACAGAGCAUUGGGAUCAAGGCCAAGUUCCCCCUGGGUCGUGCAAAACUGAGAAGCAACAUCAAUUUAGGCACAGAUAGUAGACGUCCAUUUAUUUUCGUUUUUUUUUUGUUUUGUCUUUUCAUUUGUUUCUCUUGCUACAAUAUAUGCACCUCGUUGCAAGAGAACGUGACAGCCAAGGAAAAGCCAAUAGCCUAAACUGGUCAGGAACGGGAAGUAGGAACAAGGAAUGAAAUAACAGAUGUGAAAUCGUUUACUUAUUUAUUUAUUUUUUUUAUUUCAAUUAUAGAGGUUUUAACCUAAAGGUCAUUCGCCUCUUCGGGUUAGAAAAAUCACUUGGGGAAAAUUUCUAACCCUAUGUGCAAGGUAAUCGAUUUACCAAUACGCUAUGCCCACUCCCUACUUAUUUAUUAUAACUACGAAUCACAAUUAUUUUGCUUUUCUUGUCUCGUUUCAGCAAACCAAAAUCUCUUUACUAUCUCUUCAUUUCCUGCUUCCAACUAUCCUCUAUGUAAUGUAUCUGAAACUUGUGGGACUGGUUAACAGCCGGCGCCUGCUUGUGGAAGAAACUGGUGUGCUAUACAGACUUGCACAUACGAACAGUUAGGCUUUGUAGGUCCUCAUCUUGACAGAGUCUAGAUGGGCGGAUGAACGUCUGCCAGGGUGUGGGCUGAGAAAUGACAAAUUUUUAGAAUGAAUAUAAUGACCGAUUUUGUCACCCCGAAAUCUGAACAUAUAUGUUUCAUAUUGAUUGGGACUAUCAAAAGUAUAAUAUAAAACCCCACUCAACUCUUCGGAAUCAGUCUAUUAUCGCAUCAGUUAAAAAAAAAUCGAAACUUUUAAUCACUUUAAGAACAUCGACAUUUUGAAUUCUUAGCACACUUAAGUAGAAGACUUUUUCUUUAAUCCAAACAUUUAACAUAGGAUAAAUCGAAACGUUACGAAGUAGAUGCACUGAACAUUCUUUAAGUGACUCGGCUACGUAGAACGCCGAACAAUGGCCAAAUGAAGAUUCUGGAUGAUGUUUCCACCAAACAAGAGAAAAAAGUUCACUGUGUGACGAUGUAUAACAAACUGAAUCACUCAAUGCGUUUGAACAUAUUUAUUGCUAAAAACUUCCAAGAAUCAGCUAGUUUCUGAGUGGCUCUCCAAAGCCCUAAAGCGCAUGACGACAAUUAUAAUGCUGCUGCUGAUUGAACAACGCACGAUCCUUGAUGUCGCACGUAAAAAGGUUUUUUUUACGUGUAACGUGUGCAAAACUCAUCCUUUUGGAAAUACAUGUUUUAAAAUCGGCCAAUGUUGGUCUUUCGUUGGACCAACGUUAAGCAACGCCCAGCAAACCGUUCAGCAGGCGUCCAUUAUUGGACCUUUUUUGGACGGUUUUGAAACAAAUGUUUAUGCUUCUCAGUGGAAUCUAGCGUGCUGCUUCUCUUAUUCCCGAUUUCUUUACCUUCGCUUCCCAGUCAAAAUGGGCAAGUUGCUGGCUAACGGGGGGCUAUUUGCCAACUCGGAUGCGCAAAUUGCCCUUCAAUUUGCCAGCGAAUUGCUGGAAAUUAGGGGGCUAUUUCCAAUGCAACAUUUGGGAGAUUUGCCGCCGUCUUUUUUGCCGCCCUACCCGCCCUUAAAUCACCCAGGGAACGCACCAUUUGAUCGCCCUUAAUUGCCUAAUAUGAAAAUUACAAAUACAGUAAGAUUCCGUUUUUGGCAUGUUCCUUUUUCGGAAUGCUCCAUUUUUGGCAACAAAAAAGUUUCGAUUUUGGCAACAAAUGGGUUCCGUUUUUGGCAACAUUGUUGUUGUACAUAGUAAAUCUUUUAAAAAAUGCUCAUACACAUUUUGUUGUAAUAAUUGAUCACAUAUGACUUUUUUUCCAAACAUGGUAGUCAUAUUUACUAUAUUUUAUGGGAGCGGGCAUAGCAAAUAAAAUUAAAUUUGCUGAUUUUCUUCUAUCCUUUCAUUCCUUAUCACAUAUUCUUAUAUAAUUAAUGUUGUUGUAACAUUUAUGAUGUAACAAAUUGAAAAUAAAAACUUUUUAAGUAAGGUUCCAUUUUUGGCACGGUUCCUGUUUUGGCAACUGAAAAAAAAUAUAUUGCUGCCAAAAACGGAAUCCUAUUGUAAUAUUUAUUUUCGGAUUCAUUAUCUACUCACAUAAACACUACCAAACUGUAUGAAGAAUCAAUGGUGAAAUUGAUAUUGCACACCAAAACUUACCACAAUCUGACGUUCAUUAAUAAUUUAGGUCAGUGAUCCUGUUCUACCAUACUUACACAUGAUUCCACAAUUUCCCACAUUCGUUAGCUUAAUAAAGUGCACGAAACAAACAAAAUUCAAGCGAGAACAUGCCAAUUGUUAAACAAUUUUAAGCUUAAAAAUUUGAAAAUUUGUCUAAGUAUUGAAAUUGCCAUUAAAUCGCAUUCGCAAAUUGCAUUUGUUCCUAGGGGCAAUUAGCACAGGCGAAUUGAGUCAAACGUCAAACUUUAAAUCGCCUGACCAUGCUCGUCCGAAUUUUUUUUUUACCGGGUUAACGCUAAAGCCGGGUUUAAACGUACUGGUCAACCUGGUUUAAAUUUUAAGAGAUGGUGAAGAAAUUAGAGCACUCUAGUUAGAGUGCGGCCAAGAUGCGUUUGACGUAUUCAAACGAGCAGAAUCUGACGUUAUUUCUAUUGUGAAUACGUCAAAUUUCAUGUUAGUUUGGAUACGUCCUGGCCUCUUGGCCACACUCCAACUAGAGUGCUCUAGAAGAAAUCGGCCCUUAGAGGAUUCCCAAAGUUUUGUUGUUAUAUACAAACCAAAGGCGUUGUUUACUUAUAUAAAGGCUCGCACAGAAUAAAGCCAAAUCUACCAAUCGAACAUGUCACCGGCUACCUAUCGUGGAAAGUAAACAAACAUACUUCUUUAGCUAUGCCCUCAUGUGUGCACGCAAGGAGAGUAUUGUUAUUGGCAGGAAAAAAAUUACAAUAAUAAGAGUGAAAAACUAUUUGUUUAUAUAUUUACCCUUUCUCAUUUCUUAUAUUGCUUACAAAUAUCAGCAAGUUAACAAGAACGCGAUGAAUGCAUAUUUUAAUUGAUUCACCGAACCUCUACAGUGCCAUUGAACGACUAUCAGGCUUAUUUUCCCUUUUUUGUAUAGUUGAAAAAUUCACAAACGGAACGUUACAAAACACUCUAUUAUCUAAUUGCGAAUAUUAUGACAUUCUUCUAAGUUAGUAGGGGAGCCCGGGGCUUGUUGGCGGUUGGGGUAAGUUGGCGGAAGCCUCUUUUCUCCGUUUCUAUUAGACAUAAAGUGUUGCCUCUCGUUGUGUACCUCAAGUAAUGUGAAACACAUUAUCCGAUGUGUUUUUGUUGCAAAACAUUUUGUUUUGUUGAAAUUGUGGACGAUAUUGUGUUUUCGAGCAUACCAAGUAAAUUUUCUAAAUUUUAAAUAUUUUGCGGUAUUUAGGGUGAUUUUCAAUCUAUUUCCCGAAUGAUUAUAUUUUUCGAUAGCGCGCGAAAAGAGCUUUCAGUAUCCGUAUAGAUAUCACAUCUAUCCACAAACAAAAGUUAUUUUUAAAUAGUUUUUAAUAAAAUAUGCGGUUGGGGUAAGUUGGCGGUGUUGCACGCGGGGAAAGUUGGCGGUACUAUUUACAGUGCAAAAAAGUCAUCAAAAAAUUUUAUGUCUGGAAUUCACUCCAAAAUAAGAAAAUCCCUCGGCAUGAUACUGUACCUUGAUGCGGUCCGGGGGCUUUUCCACCAAAGCAGUAUUACAGUGAUUAUAUCACAGAAACUUGGGAUACGAUUAUUUUCUUUUUAGUUAAGCUACAUUGUGAUCAAUUUUAGUACUUAACUUGGCGACCUUUAUUAUCCACUGCCAUGGUCAAAUAAUAUACAAUGUGGGUUUUGGGCCCAAUUCUCUCUGCAGGCGCUCUUCUUUUGUUGCUGUAUUUUCAAUUAGAUUCAUGUAAACAUUAACUAACACAAAUUGCUCAUUCGCUCAUGUACACUAACAGUCUCUCAUUCCAAACGUACAAACGUGGCCUACGCGAUAACACAAACCUGUUCACAAGUGCGAACGCCCGCGAUCUCGCCAAUAUUCAAACUCCCCGAUUGAUUAGGUGAACGUUGGAACCUACGAACCUAAGCUCGCGCAAUCAUAAAUCGAUCACGUCUUAGGUCUCCGCCCUUGAUCCUAGUAGCCCAAAUUCAUGUCUUUAGUUGGACCAAUAGAGGUAGAAACUAGACAAGACGUCCACGCGCGAUCAUUGAAGAAUACGCGAACAUGCGAAUGGCCACACGCUUAUAAAAAUAAUGUGUCCACGCGAAGUUGCAUACAUACUGGCACACGCAACAAAAACGUCCACAUACAAACGCUCGAGUCCUUCGCGAUCAUCCACGCACGACCACACCCACAAUCUCGUAAAAAGUAUAACACCCCGGUGACUGAGUGAAUGGUUUGGCACUUAUAAAUUAACAAUCCCAGUCUCGAGAGAGAGAACCUCCAAAUGCCCGCGUUUGCGCGAUCAUGAAUCGGUUUCGACCGGAAUCCCCUAUUCUCGCCCCUAGCGGCAUAGGUCCAAUGCCUUCAGGUGGAUCAAUCGAAGAUAUAGUGCUCAUAUCCACUAAACUACAUAAAAAUCGAAUGUAUACACACAAAGUCACAUACAUACGACAGACAAAUAUAAAAAUGGUUGAGCCCUUCGCGGCCAUCCACGCAAUCUAUACUCGCGCUCUUCCAGGUAUUAUAACAUCCCGGUAAUAGUAUGAACGUCUUAGCACUUGUAAUCACUCGGGCGCGGUCUCAAGCGUGAACCUACAGUCCCCCGCACUCGCGCAUUCAUGAAUCGUACACGUCCGGGAGUCUCUAUCCUCGAUUCUAGAAGUCUAGGUCCAUGCCUUAAUUGAAUGAAUUAGCUCUACAGCUCCAGUAGGACAACUCGAAAAAAAUCGGCAUAUUAGUAAUACUCAAUAACAAUACUAACUCUUCUCUUUAUAUUAUUUUUAUUUAUUUUCGGUCUCAUGCGUUAUAUUCUUGUGAUGACCUUUUCGAGCUCAUAAUCCAAGAAGAGCAACAUUGCUGCCAACAAUGAUUCUUCUCUGCCAUCAGACGUCGCCAAGUUUUAGAACAAUGGAGAUGUAUUCUCAUACUCGAUGGAAUCAGAUAAGUAGGAACGAUCAACAAACUGUAAGUAGUAUAUUACAUAUUUCUUGUUUUGACGUAUAAAAUAUUAUCCGUAUUAAAAUAUUAUUUACAGGCUCCACACAUAUCUCAACACACACAAAUACACAAAUGCUUGACAGGUGACUGGGCCAAGUGCAUUCACUCGUAGGAUCUAUCAUUUCGAUGAACGCCUCGAUUCUGGGAAACCAGUGCACAAGUAAGCUGACAUAAGCUAGUCUCAUCUGGUGAAUGCAUGUAACCUGGAAACCCCAGACACGACAGGACGAGACGCGAACUUACAUUACAAUUUCAAUCAUCCACACACACCUACGCUCGCAAUUUCGCCAACAUUAAAACACCCCCUUACUUAAGUGAACUUUUCAGCACCUAUAACUUUAUAAUCGCGGUCUCAAGUAUUAACCCAUCACUCGCGCGAUCAUAGACCGGCUACAUUCGGAAUUCUCUACUCUCGAUCAGCCUAGACUCAUGCCUUCAGUUGGACCAAUCAAGAAUGAUGCUCAUAUUCACUAGACAACACGUUCCUCUACCAUACACUAAAAAUUAAUUAUCAUAUUCAGGGUCCGCGCGCGAUAGUUCAAAAAUACACGUGAAUAUGCAAAUGGCCACACGAAUCUAAUAUCGAAUUUAUGCACGCAAAGUUAGAGACACGCUAGCAUUCAAAUGCUCGAGCCUUUAGCGAUCACACUAUUACACAAUUAGUAAACGCCCACGCUAACCCAGACAGACAUGCACUCCUGGACUCGAACGCUAAAAACCACAUCUUCCACGCAUACACCACUCAGGACUGAACAUUAGAUUCAUACAUACAAAGCAACAAAUAAUAAUUACAGGCAUUCGUCUGGCAACCGGGGGAAGUACAUCUCAAACGCAGAACUUAUCAUUUCAAUGAUGGCCUUGGAUCUGCGUUGUCUGUGUUCAAGGCACCAUAGCUUUGUCCGUCAGGUCAAGGAUGUAUGAAACCCGCUAGCCACCACCGUCGGCCCUAGCUGCCCAUAAAGGGAUAAAAAAAAAAAAAUUAUGUCUGGAAUUCACUCCAAAAUAAGAAAAUCUUUUUCUUGUGUAUCUCGCCAAUGUAAGAGACAUUUAUUCCGGCCCAUUGCGCGAAAAUUUGCUUUUGAGUAGGGAAGUAAGCGUCAAAGUUAAAAUGCCGGGGUAUUGAAACUGAAAUAUAAUAGCAAAUGUCGGUUAAUAUUCAGUUUUUCUCGAAAAGACAUUCAGCACGAACCAAAAGGACCCUUGACGUAAUUGAAUCUCCAUUUGAUUGCUUAGCGUUUGGCAUAUCCUCACAUAUCACCAACUUACCCCGGGGCCGGGGUAUGUUGGCGGGUUUUCCGCGUCACAUAUUUUUGUCUCUAAAAAAGGAGAAAAUGCAUCAAACACUUUUAAAAAAUCAGAGAUGUUGCCAACAGUCUGCUCAUGUCGCGUGUUCUAUUGUGCAAGAUCUACCUACAUCAAAGCGGUAAAAAUUGAAAACUGAAAACACCGUCAACUAGCCCCGGUCUCCCCUAUUGAUAAGUUUAAUUGAGAAGCAAUGUUCACAUGUAUAUGGGUACAUGAGAUUAUUCCAAUUAAUCCAAAAUAUGCUGAUAAAUUGUACCAUUCUUAAUUGCAAGAUCACUCACUAAAUUACAAAAUAAUUGUGACGGACAGGAGUUGAACGUGUUUAGAAUAAAAUUGAUGUUUGUUUAGAUGAUUUGUGGAAGAAUUGAUCUCGUCGAAAAUUAACUAAAACAAGUUUCAUAUAAGCUCAAAUAAACCCCGAUUUUACGGUAAAAUAGUUUCAGAAAAAAUGUUCUCACAUCACGGAUGUUAUAAGACACUAAGUAAACAUAGGAUCUUUGUGAUUUUCACCCAAUCACACUUUCGGUCGAAAAUAAGCUCUUCCUUUUGAACGUUUUCGUAUGUGUUGAAUUGAAUAUUCUCAGAAAGCCAUGCACAACGGCACGAAAAGCCGUCAAAAAGCUUUUGCUUCAGCAUCGACGAUGUUAAAAAGAUGGGUGGGUAAUGUCUGCGACAUAACCGGAGAGAUGUAGAAUACAUAAGGAACACGUUCUUCAAAUAUGUUGAUACUCAUUGGAAUUUUCGGACAAUAGCUGAUUUGGGCGAGGAAUAUUUCAAAUUAUUCUUUACAGAAAUGAUGGUGGUCCUGAAAAGGACCGUUUUUGUUGGCGUUGUUGGCCUUGGUGAGGGAGAUGGCUAACGAUGAAAUGAAUUGCUAGCAUGAGGAAGUCGCAUAGUAUUGGCCAAUGGCAGAACAGAUAAUAAUUGAUUCCUGAAAAUCAAUUUUUCUUUAUUCAUGUAAAUUAUACAUACUUUCAAAUCUAAUAGAAGAUUCCUGGUCAUUUUUCUGAAUCAUUAGUGCGAACAUUGUGUAAUUUGGUUAAGUACAAUGAAAGUUACAAACUUUCCAAACUCGACCUUCUGUUCCUUCUGAAAUAUUGAAAUGGGGUGUCUAUAUUAAACCGUUAGUCGUGGUCACAAUAAAAAAAGAUGGGUGGGUAAUGUCUGUGACAUAACCGGAGUGUCGUGAUUUCAAUUCGAGACGUUAAUUUAAAUCUAAUAAUAUUCAACAGAAUCACGUUUAAAUGGGAAAUUUUCAAAUAAUUCUCUAUUGUAAUAAUGGUGGUUCUGAAAACAACCUUUGGUAUCGGCGUUGGUAUUGAUGGUGAUGCGCUGGAUCGUUGGAUAUAUUUGGCAUGAUAGUUACGUACCUGGCGAACUGUUUUGUAGCCUCGAACAAAACGACAAGACUGGCUUCUUCGGGUACCAUUACGGCUGAACUUUAUAAGCUUAGCUCGACUUUGAAAUCCUGCACAAUCUCACGAAUCAGACACUGUUAGGGCCAUUUUGUUUGCUACUAGCACGGAGCUGCACAAAAAAAUCAUUAAAUGCAGUUAGUUCACGAAGGCUGCUAAAAAGCUCGAAUAGAAGCAUGCGACUUCAACGUUUCUCUUAAACCGUUGCUUUUAUUGUAAUUUACGCCCACUCCCAGCGGACACUGUGAGCCAGUUUGAUUUCUUUUGCGAGAAAGUUACGUACUUGGCGCACUAUUUUGUAUCCCCAAACAAACCGACCAAGUAGGCAUCACUGGCUUCAUUACGGCUGAGUUUUGUAAGCGUAGCUCGACUUUGAAGUAAUACACAACCUUACGAACCAGACGCUGGAAUGUUAGCCACCGGAUUAGUUGCUCCGUUGCCCUUUAGUUGGGGCGAAAUACUGGCAUGGCGACAGUUCCUGAUCGGUAGUUGGUUGCGAUGGGCCACCAGUAGCUGGGGCACUUUUGCGGACCGUCAUCAUUGCCAACUGCUUUCCUCCGGUGGACUGGCUGCUUGCUAGUGCUUGAACGAAUACGAAUGAUGAGAAAAACCGACCGACCAAUAUUCAUAUAUGAAAACACGAGAAAGCACUACUCUCGCUUGUUUUCGUGCCAUUCCUGUGCCUUUCCUUUCCGUUCGGCUACCAAUACUAGCAUAACCAAAACGAAUAUUCUGUCUUUCCAUCGCCUUCAAUCUAGUGACCAGUGCUAGCAAACUUGCAUGUUCAGUUUUUCAAUAACAACAUUCCAACAAUAUUUUCAAAGAAUGUUGCAGAUUUGAAAAGAAGGAAGGAAAAGAUUUUCACAAAUUUAAAUUCUUUUGUGUUAUUUGUUAGCGCUGAUAAAGGCUAUUUAGUUUGCUACUAGCAAGGUGCUGCACAAACAAAUCGAUUUAUGCAGUUAAUCAACGGAGGCUGCCAAAAAGUUCGAAUAAAAGCAUGCGACUAGUGUACUUUGCACGUUCUAUAUUUUAUCAAUACUAGAGAGGAUAAUAAUAAAUGAUCAAUAAAAUAAUUCAAAUUGUAAUAGCGACAUGCAAUUGUGGCAACACUGGCCAUGGGAUGGUGGGAGAAUACGCACAUUCGUUUUGGUUAUGAUGGUAUUAGCAGCAGAAAGGAAUGGAAAAGCAGAGCACGAAAACGAGCGAGAGAGGAUAAUUUAAAUUCUCUUUCUUUCUUUCCACACAUCGUAUUUCUUAUAUAGCUUUCUGAAAAUUAUUUGUUAUACACCAUAAAAUGUAAAUUUAAGUUUAACUCUUAUUAGAACACAACUAAUUGGUCCUGUAAAGAACCGUUUAUUGUUUUAUGGCGGGAGCAUAAUUCAGACGCACUGCCCGCGGACACGUUGAGCCAAUUUAAUGUAUUUGGCCUGAAAGUUAUGCGCAUGGCGCACUAUUUUGCAUUCUCGAACAAACCGACCAAGUAGGCAUCGAUGGCUUCUCGGGGCAUCAUUACGACUGAGCUUUGUAAGCGUAGCUCGACUUUGCAGUCCUGCACAAUCUCACGACCCAGACGCUGGAACGAUAGCCUACAGAUUAGUUGCUCUGUUGCCCUUUAGUUGGGGCGAAAUUCUUGCAGGGCGACAGUUCCUGAUCGGGUUGCGAUGAGUCACCAGUAGCUGGGGCACUUUUUCCGACCGUCGUCAUCGCCAACUGCUUUCCUUCGGUGGACUGGCUGCUUGCUAGUGCUUGAACGAAUACGAAUGAUGAGAAAAACCGACCGACAGAUAUUUGCACUACAAUCGCUUUCUCGCUCGUUCUCGUGCCGUGCAUGAGCCUUUCCUUUCCGUCCGGCUUCUAAUGGCCUAACCAAAGGAAUAUGCCGUCUUUUCCCCACCAACUGCUCUCGUCAAGCAACCCAAUGCGAAUAAUCAUUGGAACAAACAUGUAGUGGACCUAUAUAUAAACUUUUCAUUAUUUUAUUGUUCGGUUGGUCCACCAUAGUGACGGCUCUGUGCGGGAUGGGCUGAAAAUUUUCACUUUUCCGAGUCGUUUUCGAAAGAUUUUUCAAAACACAAUUUUUUGUUAUUAGUGCAUGUUAUACAUACUUCAAAUUUUAAUACAGCAUAGAGGAACAUAUUUUCAACAAAUUGGCCUAAAAAUCAAAUCAUUCUGUUAAGUAUGAUAAAAGUUAUUAACGUUCAAAAUCUGACGCGGCGCCGCAGCCGAUAUUUUGAAACAACCCCUAUAUUGAAAGCUUAAAUGUAUUCUACAUUAAAAAAACAAUAAGAACUACUGGGCGUCUCCACAAGGGUAUUUAAAAAAAAACAGAUAUAACAACUUCGGCGCAAAAAAUGCGCAAAAUGAGGUAUAUAUAUAUUGCAACUACACAAAAUUUUGAGUCAGAUUGGUGAUAAGUGACUCAUGGGAGACUAUCUCAAUAACUGGAAGACGUAUAAAUAUAAAUUCCUGAUAACAAACAAGCAUAAAUCAUUUCUGCACAAAAACCUUACAUUUAUAGUUAAGCAUAUUUAUUCUUCUUUCCAAAGAACACAAAACUACUCCAAUCGGCCCUAUAGUUCUUGGGAUAUCGCUAUUUGAAGUUUGAAGGUACGGACAAUUCUAAUGAAUUGAAUUGAACAGAAAUCCACGACAUCACCUGCUUCAACAACAUGUUAAAAAUUCAGUUCCCAUCCGAUUUUGGUAAAAUUUUGAGAUACUUUUAUUCAAACUGAGAGAAAAAUAAACUAAAUAUUUGCAAAAGAAUUGGGUCAUUAGAAGAGAAAAAAGUCGUUUUUUAUUACUUGCAUCGAUAAAGCUGAUUUUCGUAAUAGCAACUAUGUUUUUUUUCCAACUCAGGAAACGUGAAAAUAAAUAAUAUUAAAAUUUAAAAUAAAGAAAUAUGUUGACAGUCUGGAUUUGACACUAUAGGAAGGAUUUGACAUAUCGAAUUUCACGACAAAUGAUGCCAUGUCAGAAAAAAUUAAGGCUUGUUUUCUCAAUUUUCCCGCAGGGUUAUUUUUAUUUGGCAUAAACACCAUCCAUUGCAUAUAGUUUUUUUUUUUCAUUUUGGGUGUUGCCCUGAUAGGUCAGAUGUAAACAACAACUUCGGUCAAACGGGCGGGAAAAAACGAGCAGGAAAAAACAGCCGCGCCACCUACAUGUGAAUGUUAGAAAUAAAAAAACCUGAAAAAAUCCCGCUGAGUUCGUGAGGUUCGUGAAGUGAGCUGGAAAAAAGUGACAAAACUGGAUCAACUUUUGGUGGAUGGAUCAAAUAAAUUGUUUUGCCUUUCUCAAUAGAAAGGUGUUGCAAUUGCUUUGAAAACCGGCUUUUUAACGGAGGCCCGGAGGGCCAAGUGACAUAUACCAUUCGAUUCAGCUCGACGAGUUCGGCAAAUGUUUGUGUGUGUAUGUAUGUGUGUCUGUGUGUGUACGUGAACACAAUCUCACUCACUUUUCUCAGAGAUGGUUGAACCGAUUUUCACAAACUUAGUCCCAAAUGAAAGGUGCAACGUUCCCAUAAGCUGCUAUUGAAUUUCUAAUGAAUCCGACUUCCGGUUCUGACAGGGUGAUGAGUACGAUCACGUAGAAAAUGUCGAUUUUAAUAAAUUCUGCAAUGUAUAACGGUGAAAUUUUUUCCAAAAUGUGACCACAACUGCUUCGAUUUGUAGUACUAGGUCACUAACAGUCUUUCAAAGUCUUUUUGGUCACAUUGGCCACCAUCAUCGGUUCCGGAAGCCCCGGUGGAAGUAUCCAAAUUCAGAAUAACAGUUGCAUCGGUUUCUCUGAGAUGGCUAGACCGAAUCAACCAAACUUAAUCUCAAAUGAAAAAUGUUGCGUUCCCCGUAAAUGGCUAUUAAAGUUUAUCCCGAACCGACUUCCGGUUCCGGAGUUACAGGUUGUGGCGUGUGAUCACAUAGGAAAUUGUGAUUCAAACCGAUACUCCGAUGAAAGCAAAAAAGGUAAAAAUUUCGCUAAAAUGUCUCUCAAACAACUUAAAUUUGCAGUUCUAGGUCACCGACGGCCAAACAAACUUUCGUUAACUACAUUGAUCACCAUAGACGAUUCCGGAAGUGCCCGGGAAAAGCGGCAACCUUUAAAACUAGCAAACUCAUCAGUUUCUCAGAAAUGGUUGGGCCGAUUUUCACAAACUCAGUCCCAUAUGAUAGCUAUAUUAUCCCCACAGAUGUCUAUAAAAUUUCGCCUGGAUCGCUUAUAUGGUUCCGGAAAUGUAGACUGAACCGUGAAAUUCCCAUAUAAGCGCCGGAACUCAUUUUUUUUUCAAGGGGGGGCCCCAUGAAAUUUCAGAAAUCGAAUUCGUAUUUUUGAUGCCAAACAUCUUUAAAAUGCAUGAAACAUAGUAAUUUGUUAUCUCAAAAAAAUUUUUUUUUUAUAAAGAUCGACUUUUUGGGACUUUGCCGAUUUUGCACCUUUUUUGCCUUUCUCAUAUAAAGAAAGGCUAUGCAAUCACUGUAAAAAUCGACUUUUUAACCGAGGCCCGGAGGGCCGAGUGUCAUACACCAUUCGAUUCAGUUCGUCGAGAUCGGCAAAUAUUUGUGUGUGUAAGUGUGUGUGUGUCAUUUAAACUCAAACAAUUUUCUCAGAGAUGGCUGAACCGAUUUUCGCAAACUUAGUUUCAUCUGUUUCAGGUAUAACGCUCCCAUAAGCUGCUAUUGAAUUUUUAGUUGAUCCGACUUCCGGUUCCGGAGUUACGGGUUGAAGAGUGCGGUCACACAGCAAAUUCCCAUAUAAACUGGUACCACCAUGAUGUUCAAAUGAUGUAAAACAUUUUAAAAUUGAUCUAACAUUACUCUAGUUUGCGGGUCUGGAUCACUAAUGAUCAGUCAAAGCAGCUUUGACCACAUUGGCCACCUAUGACGGUUCAUGACGCCCCCGGGGAACCCGCCAAGUUCCUAAGCUAAUAUCACACCCAUUCCCCAACGAAUUCUCUACCGAUUUUUACAAACUUGAUUUCAAAUGAAAGAUACAGUAAUACCAUUGAUAAAUGAAAAUCUCUGUGUAUGUAUGUGUGCAUGUAUGUAUGUAUGUAUGUGUAUGUGCGGAUUUAACAAAAUGUCCACAUCGGUUUCUCGGAGAUGGCCGAACCGAUUUUUACCAACUAAGAUUCAAAUGAAAGGUAUAAUAUUCCCAUAGGUUGCUAUUGAAUUUCAUUUUCAACCGACAUCUUGUUCUGGAUUACGAGUUAAAGAGUAUGGUUACUGUUGCGACGCCGCUUGGACAUCCCUAUCUACUUUGCAUAGCUGCAACAUGACAGCUCACACCGAGCGAUAGCCGGCAGCAGGAGUAGAUAAGCGGGGUAUGAUAGCUUCGUUGUGUGGAAGAAAAGUAAGGCAAAUAAAAAGUAAAGCUGUGAAUUUUGAUAAUGCGUUAGUGAGGUAGAAAUUAGGCAGUUUUGUCGGAAAUUGAUUUCUUUCGGAGUGACCAUUGGACUUAGAAUUGGCAAGGUAAGCAGGAAUCAAUAAAAUUAGCGUCGGUCGGUUAAUCAUUGCCUUAAAUCCGAUAGGAAUUUGAUUGUAUAGCGACCAAAUCACCGGUUGCAAAUAGGGGAGAUUGUGCAUAGCUCUGCACUUAGUGAAAUAGAGGUUAGUAGGCGAAAGGAAACCACUUCUUGUGAGUAGAUGCUAAAUUAGGUAAUAAGAAUUUGUGAAUUAAUGAAUUAUUUAAAUAAAAUUGCAGUUUUAAGCGUUGUCAAAAACCAGUUGACUGCUUGCAAAAUUUGGUUUCCCUCCGGGAACAUUCUUAAAAAAGAAGUGACACAAACCAAGUGCAUUCUUUGAAUCGAACCUGCCUGCAAAUGACUUCAGAUUCUGAAUCGGUGAAGGAGCAAGCCAUUAUGGAUCUCACGAAUACUCCGUGCGGGAUCUGCGGACCAUCGACGCGCGAUGAGGAAAUGAUCGGCUGUGACGGAUGUUCGGGAUGGUUUCAUUCCCGUUGUGUGGGUGUUGUGGAGGGCCAUCUGCAGAAGAAAUGGUACUGCCAAAGCGAAGCCUGUCAGGAGUAGGCUAAAGAGUACCAAAAGAAGAAAACCACCAAGAAGCAACAAACUCGCCAUCGGAAAGAAGCCGACGAAUCCGACAGAUCUAGCGUAGGUUCACGGUUGGUCGCGUCUAGCGUCGAAGCAAAGGUGAGAGCGCUAGAGGAACGACAAAAGCGACAACUGGAGGAGCUAGAUGCAGAGAUGCGGCUCCGAAAGAAAGAAAAAGAGAUGCAGCGCGCGUUCGAAAGACAAGGCUGAGAUGGAAAUGAAGAUGUGUGCUGAAGAAGAAGUGCAGCAGAUGGUUUGGCAAACGGAGACGCUCCAGGAAAAGAAGGCGCAAAUCGAGCGGAUGAGAGCUAAUCAAGAAUCGUUCGAGAAACAGAUGGCGGCUCUGGAUAAAGAGAUGACGGAACUAUCGCUCUUUAAGGUGCCAAAACCGGCGUUGACAAAUGUUGCUGACGAUUCUCAAGCAGGAUGUUCCGGCAAAAUCAAUCAAAAGGUAUUGAUGUUGACCCAGGAGAACGUCAAAAAGCUGUCGGAAGACGACGAGGACACCGAAGAAGAAGACGACCAUGAUAACGACGAGGAAGGAACGGCCGUAUCGAGCCAGAGCUCCGAUUCGUGUAUGGAGAAAAAUUCCAAAAUUCGUUUCCCGCAGAAAAUCAAAAACGUAGUUGAAAAUACGAGCCAAGACGGGCGGAAACAACAGCAGACCGCACCAACAAAAGCUCAGUUGGCCGCGAGAAAAGGGCUGACUUACAAGCUUCCUAAAUUUUCAGGCAAACCAGAGCAGUGGCCAUUGUUUUACGCGGCCUACAAAGCGUCCAACGAUGCCUGUGGGCUACAUGAACCACGAAAAUUUGAUGAGACUACAGGAAGCACUCGAAGGUGACGCACUCGAGUUGGUGUCUGGUCAGCUACUCCUUCCACAAACGAUUCCGAGAGUCAUCGAGAAAUUGCGUUGGCAUUAUGGCCGCCCGGAACAACUGCUAGAGAGUUUGUUAGACAAAGUCAAUCGACUGGACCCUCCCAAACCGGAUAAUUUGAAAAGUUUUGUUCCUUUCGGGAAUACGGUGGAGCAACUUUGUGGCCACCUGGAGGCCGCCGAUUUACGACAACAUCUCGUCAACCCGCUGCUAAUAAAAUCGCUGGUCGCCAAGCUGCCUGAUCGCGAAAAACGUGAGUGGGUCCAUUAUAGAAGGGGUCACACUGAAACGACGCUGCGGAGUCUGACCGAUUUUUUGAUGAAUAUUGUGGAAGAUGCCUAUGAAGCUAACGUUGAUGUAGAAUUCAAGCCGGCUCAACCCGAGAAAAAGAAGUUGAAGGAGAAGGGUUGUUUGUAUUUUCACAGUAAAGUAAGCAAUCCUACCGUCACAAUGAAUGAUGCAAGGAAGUUGAGGCCGUGCUAUCAAUGUCGGGACACGGACCACCGUCUGCGGCAUUGUGAGGAUUUUAGGAAGCUGCGCUAUGUGGAGCGACUGAAGCUGGUUAAUCGUGAAAAGUUGUGUCAUGUAUGCCUCAACGAGCACGGCGGGCAGUGCAAAUUUAAAAUUCGCUGUAAUAUUGGCAACUGCAGGGAGUAUCACAAUCCACUUAUGCAUCCAGUCGGAGACGUGGUCGGAUUGAGUGCACACAUCAGAACAAAUUGCACCGUGAUGUUCCGGAUUGUUCCAGUUCAGCUGUACUGUGGUGAAAAAUCGGCUACGGUGUUAGCGUUCUUGGACGAAGGUGCUUCCGUCACGCUGGUGGAGAAAAGUCUCACUGAUCGCCUGGGCGCAGUUGGAGUGAAAGAACGUCUGACCAUCAGGUGGACUGGAAACGUUUCGAGAGUGGAGGAAUCUCACAGAUUGAACCUGUGGACGUCAGGCAUUAGCGCCUGUAGCGAUGGCAAGAUGUUACUACACACUGUCCACACAGUCGGAAAACUGAUGCUGCCACAUCAAAGAUUGAACAGCGAGGAGCUAGCUGCACAGUACGAGCACAUGCGCGGGCUGCCUAUCGAGUCGUACAAUGGACACCCACAAUUGCUCAUUGGGGCGAAUAAUAUAGAUUCAUUUGCUCCGAUAGAAGCAAAAGUUGGCACACAAAUGGAUCCAAUUGCGGUUCGAACUAACCUCGCAUGGACGGUUUAUGGUCCAAGGCAAUCCACUACGGCAUCAGCAGCCAUCUAUCUGGGCUACCAUCACCGGAUCAGCAAUGAUGACCUACACGAACUGUUAAAGAGCCACUAUGCAUUGGAAGAAUCAGUGAUCGCAAUACUGCAAGAAACGGGAGAAGAGAAACGCGCCCGAGAAAUACUGGAGCGUACAACGAGACGCGUUGGUGAUCGGUUCGAAACUGGGUUGCUAUGGAAGGUUGACGAUCCACGAUUCCCGGACAGUUAUCCAAUGGCCCUGCGACGGAUGAAACAACUGGAAAGUCGACUCGUAAAAAAUCCAAAGCUGCAAGAAAAUGUUUGUAGGCAAAUAGCAGAAUAUCAGCAAAAAGGAUAUGCACAUAUCGCUACCGCCGAAGAACUAAUCGAUACUGCUUCCUACCAAGUCUGGUAUCUUCCGAUCACUGUUGUCCAGAACCCGAAGAAGCCUUAAAAAGUUCGCCUGGUGUGGGAUGCUGCAGCAACGGUACAAGGUGUAUCGCUGAAUUCGAAAUUGCUGAAAGGAUCAGACAUGCUCGUCCCGCUGAUCAAAGUUCUCUCUGGCUUUCGGGAAUGGCGGGUUGCAUUCGGUGGCGACUUGAAGGAGAUGUUUCACCAAUUGAUGAUUCGCGCGGAGGACAAACAGAAGCAGCGGUUUAUCUUCAGGGAAAAUCCGGAUGAUCCACCAAACGUGUACGUCAUGGAUGUAGCGACAUUCGGAUCGGCGAGUUCUCCCUGCUCAGCUCAGUUUGUCAAGAAUCGGAAUGCAGAAGAGUUUGCUGUGCAAUAUCCCGAAGCUUCUGCUGCUAUCAUUCAUCGACAUUAUGUCGAUGACUACUUCGACAGUGUCGACACGGUGGAAGAGGCAGUUAAGCUGGCGCAGUAGGUUCGACUGGUCCACCUAAAGGCGGGAUUCAAGAUACGGAACUGGGUAUCUAACACACCAGAAGUGCUACGACGUCUGGGAGAAGAAAUACCUGCCGCACCGGUUUAUUUCGGACGGGACAAGCAAACGUCAAAGGAGAGAGUGCUAUGAGUGAUCUGGGAUCCGAAUAUAGACCAGUUUUCAUUCUCAACGAGGCAUCGAGAAGAGUUGCAGCCGUACUUGUUCGAGGGAAAACGACCGACGAAAAGGCUCAUCGCAAGCUGCGUAAUGGGAUUCUUCGAUCUUUUAGGACUCCUACCGCCGUUCACCAUCCACGGGAAAAUAAUUAUACAGCACUUGUGGCGGUCCAACUGUGAUUGGGACCAGGAAAUCGAUGCUACUUCCUGGGAACUUUGGAAGCGGUGGACAAGUUUGUUACCAGAGGUUGAGGCUAUCCGGAUUCCCCGAUGUUAUCUCGGUGGCUCCAAAUCUGCUGAAGUGAACUCGUUGGAACUACUAAUUUACUAAUGCCAGCGAGCACGCAUACGGCUGCGUAGCAUAUUUACGAGCGGUUAUCAACAGAGGUUUACUGUAAUCUGGUGAUGUCUCGGGCCAAAGUGGCACCUAUAAAACGCCAAUCAAUUCCCCGCCUGGAACUGAUGGGUGUUGUUCUGGGAGCACGGCUGAGUCAAACAAUCUUGAGUAUGCACUCGUACCAAAUUACCCGCACUGUUUUCUGGACGGACUCUAGGACCGUAUGCAGCUGGCUCAAUUCGGAUCAGCAUCAGUACAAGCAGUUCGUAGCAUUUCGGAUCGGCGAGAUACAAGAGUUAACGAAGGUGACAGAUUGGCGAUGGAUACCAACCGAACUCAACAUCGCAGUCGUGCUGACGAAAUGGGGUUUAGGUCCUCCUUUACAUAGCAAAGGAGAGUGGUUCAAUGGACAAUUGGUCCUGUACAGUCCACAAGAAGAUUGGCCAACGCCAGUAUCGGCGAUCGGAGACUGACGAGGAAGCUAGAGGAGUGGUUCUGUUCCUCGGAGUGAUCGAUGUGGAACCGAUUUCUCACUGGACCAAACUAUUGCGAGUGACAGCCAACAUGGUGCGUUUCAUCGCCAACAGCCGACGAAAGAGAAGAGUCAAUAGUCACUAUACGAGCUACGGAGAAGCAGAAGCAGCUGAUCCGAGCGACGGGGGCGAAUUACGUGUCAGUGAUAGCACCACUUGGACCGGAUGAGCUCCAGCGGGCUGAAAGAAUCCUGUGGCAGCAGGCUCAGUGGGACAGCUUCCCGGAUGAAAUGAGUGCACUAACCAGCAACUUGAAACGUCAGCCGACCCCAUGGAGAUAAUCAAAAAAAAGUAGUUCGAUCUAUAAGAGUUCACCGGUACUGGACAACGACGGUGUCCUGCGCAUGGACGGCCGACUUGCAAAUUCCGAGGAAAUCCCAUUCGACAAAAAGUAUCCCAUAAUCCUGUCGAGGUCACAUGAGGUUACGCAGAAACUGAUCCAGCACUAUCACGAAGAAUUCGGGCACGCUAAUUCGGACAGUUUUCAACGAGAUGAGACAGCGGUUCCAGAUUGCGAAAAUGCGUACGGCAAUUCAGCAGGUUGUGAGUAAAUGCAUCUGGUGCAAAGUCCACAAGUGCCGUCCACGAUCACCAAGAAUGGCUCCCCUUCGUGUUGAACGGGUCACUUCUAAUCUUCGGCCUUUCAGCUCCGUGGGGCUAGAUUACCUGGGUCCGGUGGAAAUCGGUUGGACGGCGUAAGGAGAAGCGUUGGGUGGCUGUUUUCACCUGCUUGGCUAUACGCGCAGUGCAUCUAGAAGUCGUUCACAGUCUCACUACGGAAUCGUGUCGGAUGGCCAUCGCUCGUUUCCGUAGCAAGUUCGGCCAACCAAAGCAAAUCUUUUCUGACAAUGCCACUUGCUUUCGGGGAGCAAACAACGAAAUGAUCAGGAUGAAGCGUAUAAACGAAGAGUGCGCAGAAAUCGUGAGCGGUUCUACUACCUCCUGGCAUUUUAUUCCGCCGGGAACGCCACACAUGGGAGGAGUCUGGGAGCGGAUGGUGCGGUCGGUGAAAGAAGCGAUUCGCGCACUCGACGACGGAAGAAAUCUGACGGAUGAGAUCCUGGUGACAACACUUGCGGAAGCGACCGACAUGAUCAACACGCGUCCGUUGACAUACUUGCCGCAAUACACGAACCAAUUUGAAGCACUUACGCCGAACCAUUUUCUGAGAGGUACAGUGUCUGGUGCAGAUAUGGAGGCGACAGAUCCCGCUACAGCUCUGCGGAAUAUGUACAAGCGAUCACAGCAUCUUGCCGAUCAAAUGUGGGAGAGGUGGAGCAAGGACCCAGUUAAACUCAUUCCGGAACCGGUUCGGAUUUCUAAAUGGAGUCAUUAUGGAUUCCAAAUCAAAUGCAACAACCGAUUCCGACUCAGUUGUUGCAUUUGAUUUGGAAUCCAUAAUGACUCCAUUCAGGAUUCCGAAUCAAAUUCCGAAUGGUUUGACCGGGGAGUACCUUCCGACGCUCAACCAACGGUUAAAAUGGUUCGACGAACAAAAGCCGCUUAAAGAGGGCGACCUGGUAUUCGUGGUCGAUGGGAAGAACCGAAAAUUCUGGAAACGGGCUAUCGUUGAGACAGUGAUCAAGGGGUCGGACGGACGGGUUCGAAGGGUGGAAGUAAGAACUGCCGAUGGUAAGAUACAGCAACGAGGUGUAAUUAAUCUAGCGGCGCUGGAGAUCAGGUAAAUCCGAAAAUACCGGAUGUUACGGGCUGGGGUGUUGCGACGCCGCUUGGACAUCCCUAUCUACACCGAGCGAUAGCCGGCAGCAGGAGUAGAUAAGCGGGGGUAUGAUAGCUUCGUUGUGUGGAAGAAAAGUAAGACAAAUAAAAAGUAAAGAUGUGAAUUUCGAUAGUGCGUUAGUGAGGUAGAAGUUAGGCAGUUUUGUCGGAAAUUGAUUUCUUUCGGAGUGACCAUUGGACUUAGAAUUGGCAAGGUAAGCAGGAAUCAAUAAAAUUAGCGUCGGUCGGUUAAUCAUUGCCUUAAAUCCGAUAGGAAUUUGAUUGUAUAGCGACCAAAUCACCGGUUGCAAAUAGGGGAGAUUGUGCAUAGCUCUGCACUUAGUGAAAUAGAGGUUAGUAGGCGAAAGGAAACCACUUCUUGUGAGUAGAUGCUAAAUUAGGUAAUAAGAAUUUGUGAAUUAAUGAAUUAUUUAAAUAAAAUUGCAGUUUCAAGCAUUGCCAAAAACCAGUUGACUGCUUGCAAAAUUUAAUUUUAAAUGAAACACAAACUUAAUUUUAAAUGAAAGGUCCAUCAGCUGUUGAAUUUUGUGUGGAUCCGAGUUCCUGAAUUACAUGGUGAUACGUAUGAUCACGCAGCAAAUCCCGAUUCUAACGAAUUCUGCGAUGAAUGUAAAAAGGUGAUUUUUUUUCCAAAAUGUAAACACAACUGUUGAAUUUGUAGAUCUAGGUCCCCAACAGUCAUUCAAAGUUUCUUUGGCCACACUGGCCACCAUCGACGGAUCCUGAAUUAUCCAAAUUCAGAAUAACGGUUAUAUUGGUUUCUCGAAAAUGGCUAGACCGAUUUGAUCAACUUAGUAUCAAAUGAAAGGUGUUGCGUCCCCGGAAACUGAUAUUAAAUUCCAUCUCCAUCCGACUUCCGGCUCCGGAGUUACGGGUUGUGGAGUGCGAUCACAUAGAAAACUCCGAUUCAAACCGAUACCGCGAUGAGUGCAAAAAGGUGCUCUUAUAUAUACUUACCAACUGUAAUAAGAAUGAAAGACAUUUCCAUAAUGUUAUAUUGUACGAACCAGCUAUUAAAUCAUAGUUUGUAGAAAUGAGAAAGGCACAAUUGCACCUCUAGGUGGAUUAAAACAGGUUUUUUAGUUCUGUAUUACUGCGGCUGUUUUUUCUUUUACAAAAUUUUAGAACUCAUAUUAAUUACUUUUCGUGUAUAUAGUUGUCAUGUCAUGUAUAAAAAUAUAAUGUAAUAUAUGCAUUUGAAAGCUUGUAAUGAAUAUAAACAACGCAAACAUUCUCGUGUUCAUGAUUGAGAAAGGCACAAUUGCACCGCUAGGUGGAUUAAAACAGGCUUUUUCGCUAGAUUUUCCAGUGCCGCACAGUGGGACGGAAUCAAAAAAGCCGGACAUUUACAUUUUUGUGAUGAAACUAUUGGUUAUGGCACUUUGAUGUCUUCGGAAAGGAUUCUUUAUUUUUUAAGUAGUUGAAUAUAAUGUUAUAUUAAACUGCGUAUAUACCCCCUUAGAUCAAAAUUUCCCAAAAUUAUAUUAAACUACUUAAAAAAUAAAGAAAUCUUUCCGAAGACAUCAAAGUGCCUUAACCAAUAGUUUCGUCGCAAAUAUCAAUGUCCGGCUUUUUUUGAUUCCGUCCCACUGUGUGCCGUAAUGCAAUGCUUGCUGACAGUAAGCCAGACUGUCCGUGGAACGUCGACGCCUGUUUUGGUCGCUGCAUUGGAUAAUAGGGUCUGCGUUCGAACUGUACUCUAAUGAGGUUUAUGAAAAUACAAGUUUCCGUCUAGCAAUCCGAAUUACGGAGCUCCAUGAUCCGAGGAACGCUCAAGAGGGAACUAGAAAGCUGCUAAAGAAAUAUUAUGAAUCAAUCAAGUUUGAAUUGAAUGUCAGUGAUAGGUUGGACUCCAAUGAGGAAGACAUUGGUGCUGAAGUGCUUCAUGAUUUUACCACCUUGAACAUGUAGCCAAUUGAGCUGUAGCAAAAAGCCUCACGAGAGGGAAAAAAAACUAGUUAUAACAAAAAUCGCUGAUUAACUCUUCCAUAUGGACCCAGUAUAUUUGCAAAAAUGAAACUCCAAAAUACUAUAUAAUGCAUAUAUUUUUCAAUUGAAUCGAUGCCUUCUGGUAUAACGACACAUUUGAUCAGGUUGUGUUCGACUCUUUCAUUUUCUUUAACACCAGUUUGAUUAUCUUGAACUACGUUUAUUCCAAAAAUAAAUCCGUCUUAUUGUUAAAUGUCUCCAAUUUGUAAUCAUUUUUGUUUGCCCCCUAGCAACUAAAUUAAAUUUUCUCUGCCGCUAAUUUGAUGGAUUGCAUUAGCCGUUCAUCUGCGCGAAAAAUGAAAGUAUGUAACCAGCGGUAUACAUUUAGGUACUCUUAAAAAUAUAAAGUUAGGAAAAAUUUGCGAGAUUAUUUUUUCAAUUUUUUCUACCAAGUUGUGGAAGAUAGCAGGACAUGGCUGCUCAAUUUUUUAUUUUUCUGGCUAGAUUCCGUAAACUUAGCAGGAAAAGGCGGGCCCUUAUGUUUGUUUACCUUGCUAGAUUGUGUGAAGUUAGCAGGUAAAGGCGGGCCCUUAUGUUUGUUUACCUUGCUAGAUUGUGUGAAGUUAGCAGGUAAAGGCGGGCCAUGCUGUUGUUUUCCUUGCUAGAUUGUGUGAAGUUAGCAGGAAAAGGCGGGGCAUAUAUUACUUUUUCCUGCUAGAAUGUGUGAAGUUAGCGGGAAAAGGCGGAGCAUAUAUUAUUUUUUCCUGCCAGUGUGUGAAGUUAGCAGGUAAAGGCGGGCCAUACUGUUGUUUUCUUUGCUAGAUUGUGUGAAGUUAGCAGGAAAAGGCGGGGCAUAUAUUACUUUUUCCUGCUAGAAUGUGUGAAGUUAGCGGGAAAAGGCGGAGCAUAUAUUAUUUUUUCCUGCCAGAGUGUGCGAAGUUAGCGGGAAAAGGCGUGGCUCUUUUGACAUGUAGGUGGCGCAGCGAUCGUUUUUCCUGCUGGCCUUUUUCCCCGAUGUGCUGACUCCAGUAAACAACAGCAGUUUUCCUAUGUAUGGUUGCCAAGUUUACAUAAGAUUUAUUUUAAAAAACAAAAAAAAUCGUUUUUACGUAUUACAAUGAAUUUUUUUUUGAAAUAAUGAAUAUAUAUGUAUUAUGUAUAUUGGACCUAAAAUUUAUCGAAUGGAACGGAAAACUAUAUAUAGCUUAAUGACCCAAUUACAAGACAAUGAUUUUUGGGGUUUUGUCACUCGCCAUGCCACUGUGUGGCGGGGCGUUUUCAGCAUUCCUGAUAAUACCUGAGGUUCGUUCGGUCUGACCCUUCGAAUACCUUUUUCGACCAAAACAUGUCAUCAUUUCAUCAUUCAAUGUGAAAUGAUCUCGAGAAUUAUUGGCUGAAAUAUUUUGUAUAAAGGUUAGUCUUAUACUAUGUUCACACUACAGAGUUUAAACACGUUAUAAUAAUUAGCAACAAGAAAAAUGUCAUCAAGAUAGCAUUAAAACACGUUUUAACUCGCAGUGUGAACGUAGUAUUAGGCUUAAAAUUUAUGUGAGGAGUUUCUCUCACAUAAGAUUUAAAAAAAACUUUUUUUUCUUAAUUGUUACAAAAAAUGAAUAAUUUACAAUAAAUCACCUUUCUUUACUUUGUUCGCUCUUAACCCCAAGUUGUUGAUAUUUAAUCCGAACAUAUUAUACAGUUUUGUUAAGGUCAUUUCAACACCUUUCGAAUGGUGGGUCGACUAAUACUACGUUCACACUACGAGUUGAAACGUGUUUUAACGCUAUCUUGAUGGCAUUUUUCUUGAUGCUAAUUAUUAUAACAUGUUUUAACUCUAGUGUGAACAUGGUAUAAUGCUACGUUCACACUACGAGUUAAAACGUGUUUUAACGCUAUCUUGAUGACAUUUUUCUUGUUGCUAAUUAUUAAAACGUGUUUUAACUCUGUAGUGUGAACGUAGUAUAAGACUGCAAAAACUGCCAAAAACACGUUUUUCAAAAAACUCGAAAACGAUUCUACGAAAAAGAAUAUGAUAUGAUGGAUAUGAUUUCCGCGCUCAGAGACCCAAAAUUGACAUAGAAAACGCCUUUUUCUUAGCUUACUGCAACCACCCCAAAAUCGGUAAACUAGUGUAAUAAGAGAGCCCAGGCCAAGUUUGCGGAAGGCGCAAGUCGGCAGAGUUCCUUUGGCUUCGUUUGUAUUAGACAUCUCUCGUUUUUUACCACAAAUUAUGUAAAAUAUGUUUUCAUAUGUUGCAUUUGAUUUUGUUUUGUAAAAAGCUUGGGUUACCGCUUUCGAACGUAAUAAACGGAUUUCCUUAAUUUUGUGGAGUUUGUGUGAUUUCCGGUGAGUUCUAUCUAUUACGUGAAUGAUAAUAUUUUUCAAUAGUACACAAUCUACUUAAAUAAAUGAAAUGAAAAUUCCGUCAACUAGCACCGGGCUUCCCUACUCUUUAUUUAUUGAAAAUCGCGUUCGGGUCGUACACUGCUUUUAAUUUACUUUAAUUUGGGUGCGGGUUGGAUUCGGGUUCGGAUUUUUUACAGGCCCGGGUACGGGUCGGGUUCGGGUUUUGUGUUCUAAUAAAAUACGGGUACGGUUCGGGUAAGCUUACAAAAAUAAUGUUCGGGUUCGGGUCGGGUCCGGGUACGAAAAAUUCCUUACCCGCCCAUCUCUAGAUCACAGGUUCGCUUGCUUCCGACGGCGGGUCGAUGACCACCUCGCCCGGCGGAUCCUCAGCGGCUUUGCGCCGCUUUGGUUCCUAGGCCUCAGUUAUGCGUCUAAGCCGCAUCGAAAUGGUAACCCUUAAACGGAUGGGUAUCGGAUGGUUACAGGAACCCAGUAAAGCUCAACCGUAAAGGAGCCGAAAUUCUAGCUGGUUCUAAUUUGUUUUCGACACCAGUAACACAACCGAUUCUAACUAGAAUUGGUUGUGUCACUGGAAUUGGAAUACAAAUUAGAACCAGCCAGCCAUUCCGGCUGAGUUUAGCUGGGAAGUUUCCUAAAAUUUUAUCUGGGAAAUAAAAAUUUUCUGGUGACGCUUCAGCACCCCGUUGAAUUCUAACGAUUUCACGACCUGGGCACCAGUUUGACGAUAUGAAAUGAACUUUAUUCACUUUCGACAAGUUUUGAUUCGAGCCAACAACAUCCAGUCCUCUUAAGAAUGUAUCCUGCAAUAUGGUACACUAGAUUACGUUCUAAGUUAUGGAACAAGCUAUCGUCAAAAAUCUUCAGAAUACUCCAACUCCACAACAUCCACCUGAAAAAAGGAAGACAUUUUAGACCAAGACUAUAUUUGGUACCACCUGGUUUACUUUUUCUUCCAUCUGUUCAUUAUACACUUUUUGAUCUGAUCUGAUUUUAUUUGUUUGAUUUACGAAUGCCUUCGAUUAAGUUCAUUAACUGUUUUAUAUCGUCCAACUUAUAGGAUGAUGAAGGAAUUUCAGAUAUGAACUAUGAUAAAGAAAGCAACUUCAAGUAUCUUUAAAUUGAAGAGCAGUUGGACGUUAUUCAAGCAGUGUUCUUUCAAUAAAUUUCACUAAAAUUUCAAGUAACAAUUAAUUUCACUUCCAACAAGCAAUGAUUCAGUAAAUUAGCAUUAAAUUUUAAAUGCGAGGAACAAAAUGAUUUGUUAAACAACAUUAAAAAAAUAAUCAACACAUAGCCAACCCUAGUUACUAUAAAAAUCUUGUUUUGGCAUAAUAGUAUAACAUUGGACUUCACUGCAAAUGGUUAUUAUUGUUCUGUCACAGUGACAUGGUUUUGUUACUGUUCUAUUCGAGUGUCAAGUUCAUCCGAGAAAAAUCCGCUUAAAAUAACCUGAGUCCUGCGUUGACUCAAAUUCUUUGAAUAAAUUUAUACACGUUAUUAAUUAUUUAAUCAAUAAAUCAGAUGAAAUAAUGGUUUUCGCUGGGAUGAUCCGUUUGCCACGAUAAAGUUGCUUAAUUUUUCAUUCAGUAUGAAUUUAUUUUGUGAUUUGAUCAAUGUCACUCAAAGGUACAGCAAAAAUUCCGGUUGCCAGGAAAAAUAAAUAGUCUGUAUUCUACGUAGUGUUGCGCAUUCCUCUGUACGGGACUCUAUAUUGUGUACAGACUCUAAUACAAACCAGUAGUGCGUAAUCAUAAAUUCAGUUGUUAUUUCUAUCUGAAUUUACCGAAACCAGCAUUAAGAUAACUAAAGUUUCACGCAGAGAGUUUAGUUUUAUGCGUCAUGAUUAUUAGACCAAACAUAAGUAUCCCAAUCAAUCAAACACAAUACUUUAAAAUAAAAUAAUUUGGCUAUAAACCUUAUUUUUCUUACCUGUCUUACUAUCACUUUAUAGAAUAUAAAGUGAUCGAUAUUCGUUAUUAAAACGGUUUGAUUAAAAAAAUGUUCCAUGAGUCAAACAUUGAUGCAUGUACCUUAGAUACUGUUUUUCAGCAUAUAACAAAUAUAUUUCAUGAAGAAAAAAAACAUUUGUUUUGAUUCGAUUAUCCGGAUGAUUCGAUUAUCCGAAGCGAAAUUUUUCUGCACCCUACGGAUAAUCUAAUCUGGCCUGUAUUACGUAAGAAAGGACAAACCCUCCCUCCCCCUCAGGUAAGAAUUUGUAAGAUAUUUUGAAACUCCUCCUCCCCCCAUAUGCCCUUACGUAAUUAGUGUAUGGCCCCUUAUUCGGAAUCUUGAGUUGACUCUUGUGUGCGCUUGUUGUUACACACGCAACCUGGAAUAUAUUUAAAGAUAGUCUUUUUAUAAACUUACCUUCUACCCACCUAGCAAUAUCAUUGGAUUUAUUGUUUUUGACCGACACCUUGUCGCCUAACAUCAAUGAAUCAAAGGGAUCUUUCGAAACUUUCUUGUUAUACUACGUUCACACUACGAGUUAAAACGUGUUUUAACGCUAUCUUGAUGACAUUUUUCUUGUUGCUAAUUAUUAUAACAUGUUGUAACUCUGUAGUGUGAACAUAGUAUUACCCUUUUGUUUUACAAGGCGCUGUUUAUAAUCUGUGGGAUUUUCAAUCAGUUGUCGAGAGUAGUGUUUUUUCGGAUUGACUAGAUCUAUUAAUGUUUUAGGCUUGUAUUUAAAAACUUUCUCUGAAGAAAAACAUUCGUCAUGCGUCAGGCACGAGUUCCGGUAAUUUAUAAGAAAAUAAUUUAAUUGAUCUUCUGUGUCCCACCCUUUAACUUCGGGUUCUAACAGAAACUUUUUCAGGACGUCCUUCACCAACCUCGCUUCCGUUCCGAAAGGUGGUCCUCCGUCUGUCACAACUACGUCCUGUAAUCCUAAUCUUGAGAACAUAUUUGCAAACUUUUUAUUAACUUUAAUUGCAUCAGUACCACAUUUCAUCCACUUAACCUCUAACCAUUUAGAAUGACUAUCCACGAUUAGCAAAAAAACUUUUUGUCCGAAAUAAAAAAAAAUCCGCGUGAAGUCUACUGAAUGGUCGUUGGAAUCCAAGAUGUAGGGCUUGGCUUGGGAAUGUCAGUCAUUCUACUGCAUGUGACGCAGGAUUACACGUAUUUUUCUAUAUCGACGUUAAUUCCAGGCCAAUAGACAGUUCUUAGACCAAGCUGUUUCAUUUUUUUUAUCCCUGAAUGGUUUACAUGUAAGAGCAAUAGCAGUUCUUUUCUGAGAGAGACUGGUACUACAACACGUUCUUGAAAAAUCAGACAUCUCUGUGCUAUUUCAAGAUCUUGAUUGUUUAAAAACAUUCAAAAAGUUUUUAACCACUUUCUGGCCAUUCAUGUUUAACAUACUGAAUGACUUUCUGUAGAAAAGUGGUCCACAGUUUCCUUGGCUACGUGAGAAUAGUCUAGAGGCAAAUCUUGACUAUAGUUUAAGCUUUUAACAAAUGCCUCUCGUCCAAUUCACUAGGAACAGCCUGUUUCAAGGGGAACCGUGAGCAAAAAUCGGCAUUACCCAGAUCUCCUUUUCUGUAAUGUAUUUCAAAGUCGUAUAUCGAUAGCUCUAGAAUGUAGCGUUGUAAUCUCGUUACGAAUAUGGAGUUUUUCCACUAUUCACCGAAAAUUCCCAACAGUGGUUUGUGGUCUGUGUACACAAUAAAUUUCUGGCCAUACAAAUAUUUGUGACAUUUUUUAUUGUGCAAACUAGCGCUAAUGCUUCUAAAUGCAGUAUUGGAUAUGAUUUCUGUACUUGAUUCAGGGAAAACGAUGUGAAAAUAAUUGGUUUUCCACACCAUUGACCAAAUGUGCCAAAACUCCACCGAAUCCAUAACCACAAGCAUCAGAAAUAACUAUUAAAGGUUUCUUUGGGUCAUAAAUCUAAGAUUUUGGCAUUCAUUAAGUGAGUUUUGCUUUGUUGAAAUGCUUCUUGACACUCAUGUGUCCAAUCAUACUUUGCAUCUUUUUUUUUUAAACAAUCCAUAAAGUGAACUCAACUUUGAUGACAAGUUAGGUACAAAUUUGCCAUAAUAGUUUACGAGACCUAUAUAUGACUUCAACUCAGUUGAUUUUUUUUGGAAUUUAAGCAUCCCUAAUGGUCGCCAACUUGUCUGGGCAUGAAAGUAACCCUUUACCAGUUAUCACAUGUCCGAGAAAUGGAAGGUUUGUAACGGAAAGCUUACAUUUUUGCUGAUUAACUUUGAUGUUAGCUUUUGAUAAUCGUUCUAGUACUACAUAUAAUUUUCUCUUACAAUCAGAGCUUUCACCAUUCAUUCAAAUUCAAUCCGAACGAACUACAAUACAGUUCAGUAAAACGCUUGCCUUCACCCCAACCGAAUGAAUUGCCGCUAUGGAUACCGAAGCAACAACACGAGGAAACAGAAACAGGAACGAAUAUAUCCACACACGCUUGCAUAAGCACGUAUCAUUAUAGUGAUGAACAGUUGUGAGUAUCAUUGAGAGAGAGGAUAUCAGUAUUCUCUUCUCUCUUGAAUAGUGGUUCCUCUUUGCUUGGUUGAUUAUUUAGUGAAAUUGGUUCAAGAACAUACAAGCUGUUGAACCAUUCAGAUUCAUUGUGUAAUGCUGAAUCUGAAUAUAAAAUUCUUCUGGCCACAUUAGCGGUUUUCAGCGUCUUUCGCUACGUCAGUUAACCCAUUAUAACCCAGGGGCUUCAAAAAGUGAGCCAAAUGCAGUGAUAUCCUCAAUUCCAUCAAAAAAUGUAUCGAAAAUAAUGGGAAAAACAAAAUCACCGCUUAAAAUGGCUUUGGGAUUGAAAAUGUCUCAUGCAAAAAAUUUCGUACGCUUUAAUAAAAACAAAUUUUAAGUUGUUUUGCAAAUUUCUUCGGAUUUUUUGAUAGACAGCACUUCUUUUACACCUGUGACAACGUUUUGUCACAUAAUAGAAUUAUUAGCACUAAUCCUACCAAUAAAAUUCAAUGAAAUGUUUUGCUCACUUUUCAGCCGCCAUUUGCCUCAACCAUACACGGUUCGAAAAUGUAAAUAAAAUGACAAAAAUUGGCAGCUGACUUACUUCACAAUGAAGUAUGCGGUGUAAUGAUCCCAUCAGUGCAAUAAUAAAGCAGUUAGAUGUCAAAAUUCCACAGUAUAUACGCGUUGAACGAUGGAUAGUCUUGCGUAUGAAAUUUCAUACGCUAGGAUAUAAUGGGUUAAGAACAUAUGGCUUGUGAAGCGGACAUUAGGCAACAGGUACCGCUUAUUUGAUUCUGCUGAGGUUUGAGGGGAAAAAAUUGAAGAACUAGUUCAGUUCACGAUGCAUUAUAAAUUUAGGGAAAUCGUGGAUAUUCAAACAUCGAUAUGCAUUUAUCAGUUUUUUGGAUGUUGGUUCCUCAGACGAUUCAGCCCAACACAUAUAGGUUCAUUUUUUUCUAACAUUGUAUCUCUAGCUUACGAAUAUUUGAAAUUUUAUAAUCGUGAACCAAAACGAAGUGGUUAAAAGUUAUUCGCAUUUAACAAGGACAAUAUAUGUUUCAAACUAUGAUGUACUACAUUCUUUUCCUAAAUGUUGUACAGACAGGUUAAAUAUUAACAAAUAUAAUAUUAACCACAAAUUCGAUGAGCAAGAUUUAUGACUCCUCAUUAAAUUGGAUACCUACUAACGGAGUGUCUAAAAUGUACGGCAUAUUGGGAAUAUUUAAUAAUCAAAAAAUUACUUCGAGCUGCGUCUAAAGUUGAGCAGGAAUAGCAAAAUUACACAUGCCUUUUAAUCUUUGGGAAGAAAUUAGUAUCCCGCUUUAAUGCUUUAGUGAUCUGAACAGAUUAGUUCGCUGCAAUUAUUCCGAGCUUGGCGAAUAAAGUUUUAUUCGGAAUAUCCUCCAAAUGAAUCUUGACAGUUGACUUUAAUGCCUUUAUUCUAAGUUACCCGAGAUUUUUAUUGCAACCAGGCAACCAAAAAUGUUUUCAAAUUUUGUUUAAAUGGAAUGGUGUAUCUAUCUGUGGUGUCCUUGAAGGAUUGAUUGAAAAAAAAUUCUCUUCUUUUUGGAAACAGGAACGAUUUUUCCAAAAAAAACACCAUUUUCACCUGAAAAAAAUUAUUAACAAAUCCAUAACAUUAAUAUGAAAAUUUUGACGAAAAAAUGGAAUCGUUCAAGGACACGGCAGUUAAAUUACGAACAAGCAAAAAUAAAGUUUUGAAAUCCGUUGCAAACUGUUUCGGCACUCGUAGUCACUGCAAAUAUCGUGAUAAUCGCGUUUAAAGUUUCAAAUAUAAGCGUAAGGGAGCAAGAUGAAAAACGAAAUGAAGAAGAUGAAAAAUUAGCUGAUGGGAUCGAAACAAAUAUAAAAAAAUUUAAGUACCAAAUGGAACACGUUAAUAAUAAUUGUUGAAUUUCGUGCUUGGUAAAGUCUCCACAUGUUCCCUUAACCCUAUUUGUAUUUUCACAAUUCGACAUAUUCAAUAGGUUGAUGACAAAACUAAAAAAAUAUUGCAUAUGAAAAGCGCACAGAAUAUCUCGAAUAGAAAUAAUAAAAGACAACAAACACAUUCUCGUUAUGAGUGCUGCUCUCCGGGGCAGCUGGGCGGCAUCAUUUUUCGUACCUACAUUCGCACCCAGCAAGCAAAGAGAAUCUGGGUGCCUAUGUACAGCUUGCUAUGGAGAACGAAUGAUGCAUAGCAGUUGAUAUCUCUUCGAAUGGGAGAGAGAAUGAGCAACGGGUACUAUUACGCUAUGCUCAUAUACCUACACUAUAGAACAGCAAUGAUUCACCAGCCUCGGUGGUGGUGAAUCAAAGCCGUCAACUCCGCAGCUCAGUGGUGAAUGGUUCAAUAGGGUGUAUGUUCGUGAAGCGAAGAACGAAUGAAGAGUGUUCGUUCUUUUUCAGCUGAUUCGUUUUCCAAGCUCUGCUUACAAUCAUCAAAUUUUUUACCAGCAAUUAACCCAUUAUGUCCUAGCGUAUGAAAUUUCAUACGCAAAAACAACACAUUUCUGGAUCAUACUUGUUAUACAAUAAAGCCGUUUUCAAACUUCUGGUCUUCUGUGAAUGUUAACUAAUACCCUAUAGUUUAUAAUGUGUAUGCUCAAUAAUUAUUUUUUAUUAAAUUCCAUUGUGUUUUCGAAUGUCAAAGUUGGAUAAAAUUCAAUCCAAAAUGUGAACAAUACAUAUUAUUAAUUUUCUCUUCUAAAUCACUAAUUCUUGUUUCGGAUUGUGAACGAAUGGCCAUAAGAGAUGUGAAAGAUGUGGCUCAGUGCGAAAAAAUGGAAGAAAUUGGUGAAACAAUUGCAAACAUUCUGCUGGUAGUUCAACGUAUGAAAUUUCAUACGCUAGGCUGAACCGAUAUCUUUUUUCCCAAGGCAAAAUUAUUUCCUCUUUAGGAUUAGGAGGAGAUUUACAACUUUCACGCUGAUUUUAAAGUUAAAUCAGUACAUUCAAGGCUAACAAAUGCUUAAUACGAAGCAAAUCAUACCUGGUUCUACCCGGAAUAUUUUUUAUGUAAAUUCUCGUAAGAAAAUGUUCUUUUUCUUAAAAUAAUUACUAAGUUUGAGGGAAAGAUGGUUUGAUGCAACGAACCAAUCAUGAGACGAAACGGCACGAGAGAGGAGAGUAGUGUUAAAAUCAUUCAAAAAAGCUGCUAAAUGAAUGAUCUCGCAAGGUUGAAGAUAUUAUUCGAUUUUAUGCUGAGGCAACCAAAAAUGUUUUCAAAUUUUGUUUAAAUGGAAUGGUGUAUCUAUCUGUGGUGUCCUUGAAGGAUUGAUUGAAAAAAAAUUCUCUUCUUUUUGGAAACAGGAACGAUUUUUCCAAAAAAAACACCAUUUUCACCUGAAAAAAAUUAUUAACAAAUCCAUAACAUUAAUAUGAAAAUUUUGACGAAAAAAUGGAAUCGUUCAAGGACGCGGCAGUUAAAUUACGAACAAGCAAAAAUAAAGUUUUGAAAUCCGUUGCAAACUGUUUCGGCACUCGUAGUCACUGCAAAUAUCGUGAUAAUCGCGUUUAAAGUUUCAAAUAUAAGCGUAAGGGAGCAAGAUGAAAAACGAAAUGAAGAAGAUGAAAAAUUAGCUGAUGGGAUCGAAACAAAUAUAAAAAAAAUUAAGUACCAAAUGGAACACGUUAAUAAUAAUUGUUGAAUUUCGUGCUUGGUAAAGUCUCCACAUGUUCCCUUAACCCUAUUUGUAUUUUCACAAUUCGACAUAUUCAAUAGGUUGAUGACAAAACUAAAAAAAUAUUGCAUAUGAAAAGCGCACAGAAUAUCUCGAAUAGAAAUAAUAAAAGACAACAAACACAUUCUCGUUAUGAGUGCUGCUCUCCGGGGCAGCUGGGCGGCAUCAUUUUUCGUACCUACAUUCGCACCCAGCAAGCAAAGAGAAUCUGGGUGCCUAUGUACAGCUUGCUAUGGAGAACGAAUGAUGCAUAGCAGUUGAUAUCUCUUCGAAUGGGAGAGAGAAAGAGCAACGGGUACUAUUACGCUAUGCUCAUAUACCUACACUAUAGAACAGCAAUGAUUCACCAGCCUCGGUGGUGGUGAAUCAAAGCCGUCAACUCCGCAGCUCAGUGGUGAAUGGUUCAAUAGGGUGUAUGUUCGUGAAGCGAAGAACGAAUGAAGAGUGUUCGUUCUUUUUCAGCUGAUUCGUUUUCCAAGCUCUGCUUACAAUCAUCAAAUUUUUUACCAGCAAUUAACCCAUUAUGUCCUAGCGUAUGAAAUUUCAUACGCAAAAACAACACAUUUCUGGAUCAUACUUGUUAUACAAUAAAGCCGUUUUCAAACUUCUGGUCUUCUGUGAAUGUUAACUAAUACCCUAUAGUUUAUAAUGUGUAUGCUCAAUAAUUAUUUUUUAUUAAAUUCCAUUGUGUUUUCGAAUGUCAAAGUUGGAUAAAAUUCAAACCAAAAUGUGAACAAUACAUAUUAUUAAUUUUCUCUUCUAAAUCACUAAUUCUUGUUUCGGAUUGUGAACGAAUGGCCAUAAGAGAUGUGAAAGAUGUGGCUCAGUGCGAAAAAAUGGAAGAAAUUGGUGAAACAAUUGCAAACAUUCUGCUGGUAGUUCAACGUAUGAAAUUUCAUACGCUAGGCUGAACCGAUAUCUUUUUUCCCAAGGCAAAAUUAUUUCCUCUUUAGGAUUAGGAGGAGAUUUACAACUUUCACGCUGAUUUUAAAGUUAAAUCAGUACAUUCAAGGCUAACAAAUGCUUAAUACGAAGCAAAUCAUACCUGGUUCUACCCGGAAUAUUUUUUAUGUAAAUUCUCGUAAGAAAAUGUUCUUUUUCUUAAAAUAAUUACUAAGUUUGAGGGAAAGAUGGUUUGAUGCAACGAACCAAUCAUGAGACGAAACGGCACGAGAGAGGAGAGUAGUGUUAAAAUCAUUCAAAAAAGCUGCUAAAUGAAUGAUCUCGCAAGGUUGAAGAUAUUAUUCGAUUUUAUGCUGAGUAUAAAGAUUUUAGCCGAAUUUUCUCUGUAAUGAUUUUUUGAUACCCUAUCAGCCCAGCGUAUGAAAUUUCAUACGUUAGUUUUUUUUCGCAACGAAACGGUCCAAAGUGGUUAUUUUAUUUUUCCCAUACUUAAUUCGGCAUAAUAUGAGAGCUCACGAAGUAUUUUAUAAAUUACCAAAAGUUUUAACAUAGCUGGGUUAUAAUGGGUUAACACCAGUGAUGGCAUUUCACCCUAGUGAUGCACUGGCGCGUAAGUGUGAUGCCUACACAGAGGAUACAAUGAUCACACACCACAGAAAAAAGCUGAACGCUCUUUCUUUCGGAGCUGUAUAGACCGAUUUCAAGUGUGCGCUGGUGUUGAGGUAGUUGGGUGCGAGAUAACUGUGCUCUCUUGCUCUUGAAAUUUUCUUUGGCGCGCUCAGAUAAAGUCACCACCGCGCGCGCCCCAGAGUCGCUGUGGUGUAUUCACUGGCGUGUGACCUUUGGUUUGUUUUCGUCUUAGGGACCAUUCAUAAAUUACGUAACGCUUUUAGGGG
Topomyia yanbarensis is the source of this 40663-nucleotide messenger RNA. RefSeq lists its product as uncharacterized. The record is from RefSeq and is a predicted model, not a curated record. The transcript is spliced from 2 exons. Lineage: Eukaryota; Metazoa; Arthropoda; Insecta; Diptera; Culicidae. The coding region runs from base 21476 to 23233 and encodes 585 amino acids.